Molecule: messenger RNA, 1158 nt
Organism: Paramecium tetraurelia
Lineage: Eukaryota; Ciliophora; Oligohymenophorea; Peniculida; Parameciidae
Exons: 5
Biological process (GO): protein phosphorylation
Cellular component (GO): nucleus
Molecular function (GO): ATP binding; protein kinase activity
Source: RefSeq, a predicted model, not a curated record
AUGUCCUCAAAAGAAUCACGUAGACGCUCAAACAGACGUUCUAAUCGCAAAUAAAAAUAUUCUACUACUACUUCUUCCGUUGUCACUGAUGAUGAAUCUAAUGGAAGCUCUUCAAGUGAUGAUGAUCAACACUACAAAUAUAGAAGAGGCGAAUAUAUUCGAGAAUACAAGGUUAAGAGACACAUUUUUGAUGGUACAUUUGGAAGGGUCUUGAAAGUCAAGAGAAGAAAUUCAAAAACAUAUGCCUUGAAGAUCGUCAGACGCAAUCACGUUGAGAGUGCACAAUCAGAAGCUGAUGUUUUGUUUCAUUUAAAGAGAAAAGGACUUAGUAGAUACUUUGUUGAAUUGUAUGAAUGUUUCCAUCAUAGAGGAUAUUAUUGUAUGGUAUUUGAGAGGUUAGGACCAAGUCUUUAUGAAUUGAUGAAAUUAAAUAAAAAUCAUGGAAUUCCAAUGUCUUUAAUAAGAAGCAUCAGUAAAUAAUUAUUAAAGUAUAUUGGUCAAUUACAUGAUUUAAAAAUUGUUCACACUGAUUUAAAACCAGAGAACAUACUUUUUAGUAAAAAUUACAAAUUGAAAAGAGGAUAAUAAGAUUUAUAUCUGCCACAGGAUGACCGAAUAAAGAUCAUAGACCUUGGUGGAGCAGUAUUUGAUUAUGAAGGACAUGAUUGUAUAAUUAAUACACGUCAAUAUAGAGCUCCUGAGGUAUAGUUGUAAUGUAGUGAAUGGAAUCACAAAAGUGAUGUUUGGGGGAUAGCCUGUAUCAUCGCUGAAAUGUAUCUAGGACAUUUAUUGUUUUAAACUAGAAAGAAUGAAUAUGAACACAUGGCUUUGGUUGAAAAAGUCACUGAUCAAAACUUCCCUUAUUGGAUGGCCAGUAGUGUAAAAGGAUCAUUGAAAUAAUGCUUCACAAAAAACUCUACAAAUGGGAAAUACUACAUUUGGCCUUAGGAAAAUACAACCAAAGAGAGUAUUGCUAAAGUCGAAAAUCAAAAACCAUUAAGGGAAUUGAUACUUGAUCCAUUAUUAAGAGAUUUAUUAUAAAAAAUGCUUGAAAUUGAUCCCGAUAAAAGAAUCAGUUGUCACGAAGCUUUGCAUCACAAAUUCUUUUGUCAUUGAUAAUGAACAAUUCAUUUUAUAAAAUUUUAAUUUUAUUCCUUA